AUGGGUUGGGUUGGCGCGGGUGUGCUUGUCGUAACAGCAGCCUACUUUCUCUACCGCUACCCCCCUCGCAGCUGGGCCGAGCCUCGUUCUUCUGCGCCUCCGGAACCCAACCCCGACGCGCCGGUUGCCGCUGCCACCGCAGAGGAGCCUGUGCAGCGGAAGGAUGGCCCAAGGGACUCGAAGCCAAUAGAGACAGAUGAGGAGGAUCAUCAGAGUACACCCAAGGCUUCGGUGUCGAGCGUACCACUCCCUGUCCUUGCGGUCCCUACAUUUAGCCUGGACAACGGCGAGCACGAGACAUCGCAGCCUGCCAAAAUAUCGUCCAUUUCACAACCCAUGAAUGGAACAGCAGCACAACUAUCUUCGAUAAACCGUGAUAAUGAGGCACCAAAGUUCCAACCGCCACCACAACCAUCCCUCGCACCCCCUCCGAAACCACAACCAUCAUCUAUACCCUCGAAGGCAACAACCACAGGCGCCUCUUCCCUAAUGCCUCCACCCCCGGUGCCACGGCUCCGACCAGCAGCUCAAGCGAACCGCCUUACCCCCACAAGCACGCUCCAACCCCCACGGCUCAGCGGCAACUCCCUUAGCCCACCACCAUCGGCAGCCGCCUCUCAGCGCGGCCUGAGCGCACCGAGCAGCGGCAGCCGUCUUAGCAACAGCACCCUCGCCCCGACACAGGUAUCUCUAAAGAAGUCAUCCUCAUCGCGCAAAGUGAUUCUCGAGCCAGGAUUCUCGCCCCUUGACUGGGCAGCGCUAGCAGCGAACCCGAAGAACAAGCUCCGCGGCGAAGGCCUUCCCCCAGGUCUGUUGCGGGUCACGCCGUCAAUGCUGAAGGAGCAGCAUGGGCGUAAGGGUCGGGAUGCCUGGACUUCGUACCAUGGAAAGGUAUACAAUAUCUCGCCCUACGCCCCUUACCAUCCAGGUGGGAGGGGCGAGCUCCUCCGUGGCGCGGGCAAGGACUCCGCACAGCUGUUCCAGGAUAUCCACCCUUGGGUUAACUGGGAGGGUAUUCUCGGCGAGUGUCUGAUUGGAAUUCUGGUUUCGGAGCAUGAUACCCAGACCGAGGAUGAGAUGGAUGCGAUGGACUGA
Penicillium vulpinum is the source of this 1095-nucleotide messenger RNA. RefSeq names its product cytochrome b5-like heme/steroid binding domain-containing protein. The coding region runs from base 1 to 1095 and encodes 364 amino acids. Lineage: Eukaryota; Fungi; Ascomycota; Eurotiomycetes; Eurotiales; Aspergillaceae. The record is from RefSeq and is a predicted model, not a curated record. The transcript has a single exon.